AUGUCAACAACUGAAUUAUACGGAGGGGCAAUCACCAUAAACAAGCUCCCAUCAUCAUUCAUUGAUAUAUCACGAAUCAGACAAGUUCCUGAUUCACAAGAAGUCUUUAUCAAUGAAGUAGAUAGCACCAACCCGACACUAUCGUCAUUACUCACAUACGACCAAGCCUUGAUUUUCGAUUUAUUAGAACGUGUAGAUGCCGAUGAUUAUGAAUCGGCCAUUGCGCAACACUUGCAAGAUUUUGCUCCUUCCAAUACUGCUAAUCAUCCAUUACAAGAAGUGCAAAUUGAUGGCGGUGAUGAAUUGUUAUACUUCAGUUAUGUUAGUUUCAAACCGGAAUAUGAACGUCAGGAACAUAAUCAAGCGAAGCAGAUUGUUAUAUUGAUAUGCUUGUUGAGGUUGGAUAAAGUGGGGACUGAUGUUUUGAUUCAGUAUAAUUUACCAUUGAAGCGUGAACAUGAAGGAUCAAUUAAUUUUGCUGGUGGGGAUAAUGAGAUUGAUAAAUUUGCAAGUGAGAGAUUUGAAUGGUUUAAGAAUUUAUGUGCUAGUUUUAAAAUAGCCGAUUGGAAGCUAUUUCAAUAG
Lodderomyces margitis is the source of this 582-nucleotide messenger RNA. RefSeq names its product Ran GTPase-binding protein. The transcript has a single exon. NCBI's taxonomy places the organism in Eukaryota, Fungi, Ascomycota, Pichiomycetes, Serinales, Debaryomycetaceae. Gene Ontology annotation, molecular function: small GTPase binding; guanyl-nucleotide exchange factor activity. The record is from RefSeq and is a predicted model, not a curated record. The coding region runs from base 1 to 582 and encodes 193 amino acids. Gene Ontology annotation, biological process: protein import into nucleus. Gene Ontology annotation, cellular component: nucleus.